Molecule: messenger RNA, 1062 nt
Organism: Pipra filicauda (Wire-tailed manakin)
Lineage: Eukaryota; Metazoa; Chordata; Aves; Passeriformes; Pipridae
Gene: CDKN1C
Product: cyclin dependent kinase inhibitor 1C
Exons: 3
Coding region: 307-1062 (251 amino acids)
Biological process (GO): regulation of cell cycle
Cellular component (GO): nucleus
Molecular function (GO): cyclin-dependent protein serine/threonine kinase inhibitor activity
Source: RefSeq, a predicted model, not a curated record
AGCGGCGCUGCCGCCGCAGCCAAUGGAGGGCGCGGGCAGCAGCGCUGCCGCCGGGGGACGGGGGGCGGCGGGGGGGGCCCCGCCAAUCGCGGCGGGCCGGCGGCAGGGAAACACUAUUAUGCUAAUGGUGUUUUGCUCGCACUCGCGGCGAGCGGGGUUUAAAAGGCAGCGGCCGGGGGCAGGGGCUCAAAGGCGGGAGGCAGGGCUGGUGUGAACGUGAGCGGACAGGUCGGGACGGGAGGUGAGGAGAGGAGCGGCGGGGGGGCAUCUGCUCCUUCCCAGCCCACCGCGUCCUGCCCGGCGGCGAUGUCCAACGUGCACCUCUCCGGCGCCGCCGCCCUGGAGCGCCUCUCCGCCCGGAGAGCCCUGGCCGGGAACGGCCGCAGCCCCGUCUGCAGGAGCCUCUUCGGACCGGUGGACCACGAGGAACUGGGCCGGGAGCUGCGGGAGCGCCUGCGGGAGAUGGGGGAGGACGACCAGCGCCGCUGGGACUACAACUUCCAGACCGACACGCCGCUGCCGGGGCCCGGCCGCCUGCGCUGGGAGGAGGUGGAGGCCGGCGCCGUGCCCGCUUUCUACCGGGAGACUCUGCAGGUGGGACGGUGCCGCGUCCCCCUCCUCCAGGCGCCCCCUUCCCCGUCGCCAUCCCCCGCCGCCGGAAAGGGGCCCGGGGGGCGCCUAAGCCGGGAGAACCGCGCCGCGCCCCGCCGCCGCGGCAUGCGGCCCCGCCGGAGGGGCCCGACGGCCCGCAUCACAGAUUUCUUCGCGAGGAGAAAAAGGCCGGCGGAGCCCAAGGCGGCGGCGGAGCGUCCAGCCGGCUGCCCGCCGCCCCCCGCCGCCGUGUCCGACUUUUGCACUACUGCACCCACGGGAGAGGCGCGCCGCCCCCGGAGGCGCGGCGCCCCGGAGGCACGGGGGGCCGGGGCGGGCGGCGUUGCGAGGUGGGACCCCCUCCGUGCCCGCCCGGACCGGGAGCGGGAGCUGGAGCCGGAGCGAAGCCGGAGCGCCUGCCCACCGGCCGCGCACGGAGCAGUGUUAAAAGUACAGCUGUGCAAUGUAUGA